This is a messenger RNA of Dendronephthya gigantea, 2793 nucleotides long. Its product is annotated as interferon-related developmental regulator 1-like. The transcript is spliced from 12 exons. The record is from RefSeq and is a predicted model, not a curated record. Lineage: Eukaryota; Metazoa; Cnidaria; Anthozoa; Malacalcyonacea; Nephtheidae. Bases 280 to 1530 code for a protein of 416 amino acids.
ACUUGUUGGGUUCUCAGCAACAAACGUUUGCUCAAUGCAUCUCAGAAAUUUCCAAUUUUCUUAUUUAUGUCAUCGUCCGUUCUUUUGGAAAAGGAAACGAAGGAUAUAUAAGAAUUAUCAGUUGUUGGUUACCUAGCAAAAAGAGCAAAAAAAUAGCGCCAAGUCGCUGAUAUUUGCAAAAGAAAAGGAAAAUUGUGUUCCAUCAGAUCGCUCCGAUUGGUAACGUUCAUUGAUAAAGCGACACAAUAAUAUAGUGUUCAUUCACUGAUAUCUUUCGUCAUGCCGAAAGGUGGGCGAAAGAGUGCACAGAAGAAAGCAAAACGAGUUGAAGAAGGAAUAAAUGAAAGUCUUGAAAAUCAAAGUGUUGCUUCAAGUCAGGGUUCAUUUGAAACACAAAGCAACCCAACAGAUGACAUAGAAAGCACUGAUGAAUUAGGAACGGAGGGAGAAGAGAUAGAAACAAACUUUGAACAAGUGUUAGAAGACAACAUUGAAGGAGCUACAGAAAAAAAUGCAAAAUUACGCCAAACAUCAAUGAAAGCUAUCAGUGGAACCUUUGCCAAACACCUAAUUGCUGAUCUUGUUUUUGAAAGGAAGGAUACAAUUCUUGACAUUAUAGAAAGAUCUUUGAAAAGAGGUCAGACAGAGGAUCAAGUGUGUGCUGGUCCAUUGUCAGUUCUGUUAUGUGUUCAGUUGGGAGUUGGCCCGGAUAGUGAACAUAUUUUUAAAAUACUAAAGCCUCUUUUAUUGGCCACAUUACAAGAUCCCACAGCAAGAGUCCCAGCUAGAGCUAGUUGUGCCAGUGCGUUGGCCUUGUGUUGCUUUCUUGCUUCAGAUGAACAUGAGGAUCUUGUCCAAUGUGUCAGAGCUCUUCAGAACGUGUUUUCAUCCUCUCAUACUGCUGCUAUGUCCGACUUGUUUUGCGAAUGUCUCUUUUCCUGGGCACUUUUAUUGUCUAUUGCUCCGGAUAGUUUAGUCGAAGAAUGUGUAGAGAAACAGUGUCGCAAAAUUAUUAAGUUAAUGCAACACGACGACGUCAAUUUAAGGAUAGCAGCCGGCGAGGUGUUCGCCCUUGUCUGUGAGCUGGGACGAGAGAAAAUUGAGGACUUUGAACCGCGGCAGUUUGGUGUUUUGGACAUUCUUAAAGAUCUUGCUACGGAUGGCACAAAACACCGAGCAAAGAAAGAUCGACGGCAACAAAGAUCAAGUUUUAGAGAUAUAUUAAGAGCCAUCGAGGACGGAACAGUUCCAGAGGAAACAGUAAAAUUUGGUCAGGAAACAAUGUACCUUUGUACAUGGACACAAAGAAGACAGUAUGCGUCAUUUAAAGAACUUCUUGGGCCUGGAAUAAAUUUGCAUUUGAAGGAGAAUCCAUUAUUACGGGAUAUCUUCGAAUUAGGUCAACCUGUUAAAUUGGAUACCAAUGGAAAGGCGUCGAAGAAUCGGAGGAAAUUGUAUAACAAUGCAGCAUCAAAAGCAAGAACGAUUUCCCGUGGCAAACAUCGUGAUAAGAGAAGUUUUGUUCAUUAAGUUUUAGUAUUUAAUUAAUUAUAUUUGUAGGAAAUAUUUAGGUACUUUUUUUAGUUUAGUGAAACCUGAAAGAGAUGUAUAAAAAACGCAAUCUUCUCCUUGAAGCUUGUAAUUUUCGAAAGAUUUUUCCGGUCCAACUUUUAACUUGCAUAUUGCAUAAUGCAUAUUAUAUAGGCUAUACCUGAUUGUGUACAAUUAAAAUGUCCCAAUGGGGACACGGCACCCUAUGAUUUGUAUAUCCUACUUUAUCAUCAUUUAUACAGGGUGAGUAAAAAAAAACCUGAUUAGUUCAAAACAAGUUCAAUUGGUUUAAACACUUUUGCAUUAAUUAACCACGUCCUGUUUGUUGUUCGCGGCUAAUUUGACUUUCAAAGGUGUCAGGGUUUUUUUACUCACCCUGUAUACUGAGUUUUAGUUUUUGUUUCUUCCACCAUGGCGAAAUUUUUAAGAUGGAAAAGAAUGUUAUGCCUCUUCUGAAAUCAGUAUAAAAACUUUUCAUACUUCAUAUAUGACAAGAUGAACUAUAUAUUAAUAGACUUGAACUGGCCUUUCUCGAGAUGAUAUUUCCUCAACAGUUAUGAAACAAUUCUAACAAUGUGAAAACCCAUUUUUCAUUAUCAAAAAAUAAUUACUUGGACUAACCCUAAACACUAUAAAUACCUAUAGUCGCAGAGUGAAGGCUCUACCGGCAAACGUGAAAAAGUACCCUGCCAUGCAUCGUACGAUAGGCCAAUUUCAGUUGAACUUCCACCUAUAAAAGCAAAUCCCACGCUCAAAAUGUUCAUUUACAUGUCUUGCGCUAUACAGCGAUCAAAUGGAAACUGUAGGAUUUUGUAAAAGAUACUGAUGCACGAAAUUUGUGAAUAUCCGUAAAAAAUGAGCAUUUAGAGUGCAUGCAUAAGAUGGUUGCGUUUUUUAAACAUCCUGGUCUGUGUACACGAUCCAAUUUUGUCGGAUCAAUAACAAACUAUAUUCCAUACGUCAGAAGUGAAUUGUUCCGACAAAAUUGGAACGUGUGAACGGCCCUUUAUUACUUGACACGACGUUAAAUGGCGCAGAAAAAAUGUGAUACUACCUCGAACGUUGCACUGUCGUGUAUAUUUCGGACUUGUAUGUAUGUAUAUCUCACUCAUUUCAAUUGAAAAUUUUCUCCAGUUUCCACUUGUUCUUCGAUGUGACUGGGUCUUGGUUUAAGGCACAACUUAAUUGUGUGGCCAGCAUCGAUAAGUGGGGGCGACAUAUUUAUAUUCAUGUUUAGUGACC